CCAAUUUUCGUCAUAGCGCGUCACAUUAAGCGUGCGUCAAAAAUUUUGUUGUUGAAUUUUUAACACUUUUCUUUAUCAAACAAUUUUUAAUAAGUAUCAGGUUCUAAAAUUUUAUUUUAAAUCAUGGAGGUGAAAGAAUGCAAUGACCUUUCUGAGGAAAAUCAAUUUAUUGUUGACGAUGUAAGCAAAAUUAUUAAAGAAGCUAUUGAAAAUUCAAUCGGUGGUACUGCAUAUCAACAUAAUAAAGUCAAUCAGUGGACAUCUGCCGUAGUGGAAUCUUGUUUGGGUCAAUUGACGAAACUGCAAAAGCCUUACAAAUAUAUAGUGACGUGCACAAUAAUGCAAAAAAAUGGUGCAGGGCUUCACACAGCCUCCUCUUGCUUCUGGGACAACAAUACGGAUGGUUCAUGCACUGUGCGCUGGGAAAACAAAACUAUGUAUUGUAUUGUUUCUGUAUUUGGCCUCGGCAUCUAACAUUAUUAUAACAUUGGUCAAUCUAAGUUAACUAAGCCACUUAUCGCUUAAUUACACAUUUUUAAUGACAUUCUGCUUUUUUAUUUAAAAAAGUAUACAAAGCAAAAAAAAUAGUAUUUACAGGAUAUAAUAUUAAUUUGAGGAAAUACUUUCAGUUACAAUGUGUUAUUAAUUUAGUAGUCCAUAAAUUAUAUUAUAUAAUAAAUAGAAUAUAUUUGAUCUGUAGUGUUUAUUGAGAAUUACAUUUUUUUUCAUUAUUUUUUUUUGUUUCCAAUAAUUUAAAUAGUUGUUGCAAAUCAUAGCACUUAUCUGUAUUCAAUAUUUGCCAUCCACCUUGCUUACAAUGGUGUAGGUUUGUAACAAUAUUUGCAUAAAAAUGUAUGCAAUAACAUUCAUAAGUUAUAUGGUUUGAAACAAUAGCCUUUAACUUCUAUAGUUAUACUUAAUUUUAAGUAAGUAGGAUAUAUUUUCGUACUAAAUAAAUAUGUAUCUUAAAACCAA
Molecule: messenger RNA, 975 nt
Organism: Galleria mellonella (greater wax moth)
Lineage: Eukaryota; Metazoa; Arthropoda; Insecta; Lepidoptera; Pyralidae
Gene: Dlc90F
Product: dynein light chain Tctex-type 1
Exons: 3
Coding region: 124-474 (116 amino acids)
Biological process (GO): microtubule-based movement
Cellular component (GO): cytoplasm; cytoplasmic dynein complex
Molecular function (GO): dynein intermediate chain binding
Source: RefSeq, a predicted model, not a curated record